Verruconis gallopava is the source of this 2274-nucleotide messenger RNA. RefSeq lists its product as hypothetical. The transcript is spliced from 5 exons. NCBI's taxonomy places the organism in Eukaryota, Fungi, Ascomycota, Dothideomycetes, Venturiales, Sympoventuriaceae. The record is from RefSeq and is a predicted model, not a curated record. Gene Ontology annotation, molecular function: histone methyltransferase activity; zinc ion binding; protein binding. Bases 642 to 1748 code for a protein of 368 amino acids. Gene Ontology annotation, cellular component: nucleus.
UUGUAAUAUCGAAAAGAUUAAAACUAGUCACACCUUCUUAGAAGGUCCGCUUUCUUUUGAAAAUAAAAGAAAGCAAAGUGACUUUCAUUAGGGUUCAUAGCCUGAAAAUAUGCUUAUGGUGGCAGAAGAAUCAAUCGCUGACAUCAGGUUUCAACAUGCGAACUGGCGAUGCAUGCAUUAAUCCGGAAGACGUUCAAUCAAUCAUUGCGCAUCGAAUCCAAGGAAAGGUAGUUUUAAUGCCUCAAGAGGACUGAUUUCAUUCAGUUUAAACCCCCGUAUUAAUCACGACGCAGACGGAAGAGUACCUGGUACGAUGGAAGUGGGAGGGUGAUCCAAGGCUCGCACCAUGUUCCUGGCAUCCGAUACACGAACUUUCAGGGUCCGACGGACUGGAUAACAGCUCUUGUCGCUCCUGUCUAGCGCACGUGCAGCUGUACCUCGAGAGCCUUCGAGCGGACGUCUUGGCUAGGGAUCAGCGAUCAAAGAGAAAGGCGCAAAACUGCCAACACACACAGCGCUUGUCGCCCUUUGAACACAGCCGCACGUUAGCAACCGGCGGGGAGCUAGACGGGUCGUCUGACGCAAGGGACAACCACGACACGUACAAUUGUGAGAUCUAUGUCGCGGACGGUGUUAUAAAAAUGGAACCAAUGACGAGGCUGAGGGUCGACACGUCCGACUUUCCGACGGCGUCGAUGCGGCAACGUUCCAUGGGCUCGAGAUAUAAUGUGGCCGCUAGCAAGAUACGAUCUCAGUUUACGCGCAGCCUGCAGUCUCUCCCAGGCAAGGCCAUCAGGCUUGUUAAUACGCGCGACGCCUCGACCCCUCCGCUGUCCUUCACAUUCAUUGACGGAUAUCUCUACCGCGAGGGCGUUGAGCCACCGGAUCCGAGCAUGAUGCAAGGAUGUGGUCUCGUACCUUCACGGUUCGGCCCGACAUGCAAGCCCAACAUGGGCGCUAAUUGCGGAUGCGAGUACACACGCUCGUGCGAAUGCCUCGAGUACGCCAGGAUCAAUGACGCCAGGUUGGACGUGCAUGAGAGACAGAUGCUGCGGGACUACGAGGAUGGCGCAAUGAUCUCGCUGAUGGGGCUGCCCAAGCGCUUUCCGUACUCGGCCAAGUCGGGUUUGCUCGUCUCGAGUUACCUGGGCCAUCGGUGGCCGAUCUACGAGUGCAACGACAAUUGCGCUUGUGGGCCUGGAUGCAAGAGCCGCGUUGUACAGAAGGGCAGGACGGUUGGCCUCGAGAUCUUCAAGACCAAACACAGAGGAUGGGGAUUGCGAGCCACCGAAAAUCUCAGACAAGGCCAAUUUAUUGACACGUACCGCGGCGAGGUGAUCACACGGGACGAAGCCGACCGACGGGCGGUGCGAGGUGGCAAGUCCAAGGAUUCGUACCUGUUCUCGCUCGACAAGUUCAUGCGCGAAGGCGACCACCGGUAUGAGAUUGACGGCGAGUUCUACGGAGGCCCCACGCGCUUCAUCAACCACUCGUGUGAGCCCAACUGCGUGGUGUACGUGGUCAGCAGGGACAAGAACAAUACGUUUCUGUACGAAAUCGCCUUCUUCGCUCUGAGGGAUAUUGCGGCGGGGGAGGAGCUGACGUUUGACUACCGAGACGACGACGGCACGACGGAUGAGGCUGGCAGCGCUAACGAGACAGGCGAGGGGUCUGAGAGCGGAGCCGAAGAAGACAGCAUACCGUGUUUGUGCGGUGCGAAAAAUUGCAGAAAGUGGCUGUGGAAGUGAGGAGUGACUUGUGAGUUUUCUUGACCCGAGGGCGACAGCCGGGCUGGGGCAUACAUGCAAAGUCAGGAACUCAAGGGCUGGCCAUCGAUCCGGAAGCUAGACAGCAAUCAUAUCUAAUGCACAGCUCGACAGUGCCAUGCCGGCGGUGAUGGGAAGCUGGAGACGCCGUCACGUGAGACGUGUCGCACGACUCCCUUAACUUUUUUAGUCAUCGUUGCGGACGAGAAGGCGACGAGGCUGAACUUAAAAGGUUAACGCACGUGUGCGUCCAGUUGCACCGUGGCGUCCAUCGCGAUUGCGGAUGGACUGGGCUUGGAAAAAACGGUGAUGAGCUGCGCUUCGUGUCGAUCUCCAGAGCAACGGGCAAAGGCUUAGGCUGUCUUAUGGAUGCACGAGCAAAGGCUCGGUCGACAGGGAGACGUGUGAUCGUCAACGAAGAAGACACGAGCAAGUACGAGUAACUUUUUGGCAAGGAGAACAAUGGGACGCGGCAUGGUACAGACCAUUUUACCUUACCAUCCUUUGC